AAUAUAAAGUAUACAGCUAAUUUCUGAUAUAAUUAUUAAAUGUUAUUAUUUACUUUGCUUAAUUAAUUUUUGCGUUCUGUAACACCAAAAACCAUGCCGAAACUUAUAAGUAAAAGCCACUGUAGUGUUGUUUCCAGCGCCUUUUUUCCGCGAAGAUGGUACGCUGGUGAGAGCCAUUGUAAGCCCGCCUCCGCUAAGCCAGCCGCGUCAAAGAAGAAUAUCGACCCUCGGCGGGUGUUCAAAGUGUAUCGGUAUGGAGGGAUAUUAACUAAGGAAGUACCAAAGAUGCAGUCUUACGAAAUCGACAUCAGCAAAUGUGGCCCGAUGGUCCUCGACGUCAUGACGAAGAUUAAAGACAUGGACCCAACGUUUACCUACCGAAGAUCUUGCAGAGAAGGUAUCUGUGGUUCGUGCGCCGUCUGCCUGCAGGGACACAACUGCCUCGCCUGCAUCACCGCGAUCCCCAAGGUGAAGACCAUCACGCUCCACCCGUUGCCGCACAUGUACGUCGUCAGAGACCUGGUGGUGGACAUGACACAUUUCCUCGCACAGUACAGCACGAUCCGACCGUAUCUCGUGCGGAAGGCCAACUUGCCUUUGGGAGUGACCCAGUUUGCCCAGAGUCACAAUGACAUGCAUAAGCUAGUGGGCUUGUACGAGUGCGUGUUGUGCUCAUGUUGCGCUACCGCCUGCCCCAGUUACUGGUGGAACGGGCGGCGAUUCCUGGGACCGGCCUCUCUUCUCCACGCCUACAGGUGGGUGAUAGACAGUAGGGACGACGACCAUGACAAGCGGCUGCACGAGCUCCGAGACGACUUCAAAGCGUUCAGAUGCCAUACAAUCAUGAACUGCACCCUCGCCUGUCCCAAAGGCCUGAACCCAGGACUGGCCAUAGCGAAGCUAAAGAGGCUUAUCACUGGACUCGAUAAAAAGCCAGCACCAGAAAUAGAUCCUCUUAAGUUCUCAGGAGGUGGUGGAGGAUUGGCAACGUGCAUAAGGAGGCAGAGCAGCAAAAAGAAGUGUUGAGGUUUGAAUAUUUUUCAAGACUGAUUUUAAUAAUAAAGAAAUGUUUAACGAUUUUUUUAA
Molecule: messenger RNA, 1086 nt
Organism: Trichoplusia ni (cabbage looper)
Lineage: Eukaryota; Metazoa; Arthropoda; Insecta; Lepidoptera; Noctuidae
Product: succinate dehydrogenase [ubiquinone] iron-sulfur subunit-like
Exons: 1
Coding region: 94-1026 (310 amino acids)
Biological process (GO): tricarboxylic acid cycle; aerobic respiration; respiratory electron transport chain
Molecular function (GO): electron transfer activity; 2 iron, 2 sulfur cluster binding
Source: RefSeq, a predicted model, not a curated record